Molecule: messenger RNA, 5487 nt
Organism: Prorocentrum cordatum
Lineage: Eukaryota; Dinophyceae; Prorocentrales; Prorocentraceae
Source: the annotation of a GenBank genome assembly
AUGGCCGCCUGGGUGCACGCUGCAGGCGGGUGGGUUCUCGGGGCGCUCUCCGAGCGCUGGACUGGGCCCGGCCGCAGCGGGCUCGCCGAGGUCUCCUGCCGCUGCGUGUUCGAGGGCUCGGACACGACCGACGGCCUGGUGGCCAUCCUCCGGGAGCAGCUGGCACGCUGCGGCCCGGAGCACCUGCAGGGGGUCGCGUGCCAGCCCUGCCCUCCGUGCCCGCUCCCUCCUGGGCACUACGCGGGGCUCGACCUCUGCGGCGCGGCCGUGGUGGGCGUGGCCCUUGGCGCUGGGCUGGCGACCGCGGCCUGGCUGGCGGCUGGAUCGCCGGGUCGGCCGGCGGUGCGAGGGCGCGCCCUCGCCGUCGAGGACGACGCCGGCGGCGCGCACGUGGCGACGCCGGCCGCCAUGGCCCGUGCGCUGGACACGCCGUUCAGCCAGUGCCUCGUCAGGUACGAGGACGACGAGAAUUUCCAGUGGCAUCACCGGGUGCUGCUGGUGCAGGGAGAUGCUCAGAAGUGGAUCUGGCUCACGCCGGACGGGGAGGUGGCCUUCGUCGACCUGGCCACCUUUCGAGUCCUGGCCCUUCGGCGCUCGGGCCCUUUCCCAGCACGGCAUGCUGGGAACAUCUACGCCUUCGACGAAGUGGCAGCGGAGGACAUGCAGGGCUACCUCGAGGAGGCCAGGGCUCUGGGCACGAUCCUCGGGUUCGACCUCGCUGGCGUCGUGGGCCUCCCGGGGGACAAGUGGUACGUGAGCGACCCCACCUCGUCGCACUUCGGCGAGGAGGUGCCCCCCCAGGUCCUCGCCAACGAGGAGGUCCUGGUGCGUCGUGGGGAUGUCGGGCUGGUUCGGCUCGACGACGUCUGGAUCCACGCGAUCAAGGUGAGCGAGGGCCAGAACUUCGACACGUACCUGGCCCGAGCUCGCGGAGGCGCAGGCCGGGACCCGCGUGUCGUGGGCGACGAGAGGGACCAGGACGGAGGCAGGUACAUCGACUUCCGGGACUCCGUCCGUCGUAUGAAGGAGGCGACGAUCCCAGGUUGGCCUCUGCAGGGCCGCCGUGCCACGAGGGAGGCUGUGCUCUCCCUUCGAGACGGCGGUCAGGGCAACUGGGAGGAGCACCACACCACGUGGCUCCGACGCAGUGGAGUGGCCGAGCGCGGCAACGUCGCCCGCGAGCACCACAUGAUCUGCGCGUCUCUUCGGAUGAUGCAGCAGUUCGACCAGCUCGACCUGUUCAACAUUGCGGGCGCGGAGUACCUCGUCAGGCGGCUCAAGCAGCUGGAGUCGGCGACCCGCAAGAACCCUCGGGCGCCCGACUUCGAGGGGCUGGACCUCAUCCUCGACACGGGGGUCGACGACACGGGCGGCAUGGUGCUGCCGGAGUUCGACGGAUGGGUUGGCGACCAGGCGCGCGCCCGCGCCCAGACCAUGAAGGCGAAUCGGCAGUGGCAGGAGGAGAGGACGGCCGCGCAGCCCAAGGCGCCCCCGAAGGGGCCGAAGGGCGGCGGGGCCGACGCUGGCAACGGGUGCUCCAGCGACGCUCUCGUGAACACCGUGUUCGUGAGGCAGUUCACUCGAUCAACUGUCUCGCCGCCUGCACGGUGCGCCAUCGUGGCCGCGGGCCAGGUGGCGCUGCCGAUUCAGGAUCUCCACCCUCGCGGAGCCCUUCAGGAGCUCCUCAAGUCCGACUCGCUCUACGGUGGCGCGCCGUCCAAGGUCGUCCCGUACGAGGAGUCCAAGCUCAAGUUCUGGCAGUCCUCGGUCACGCCUCGAGACGUGGAGGAGGUCUGCCCCAAGUUCGUCGUCGACGCCUUCCGCGACCCCGACACCUACAUCCGCAAGCCGGACCGCGUGGUGGAGCAGGACCUCGAGCUCCUGCCGCCGAUCAAGCCGUACUGGGACGCGCGGCUGGCCAGCGACGCCGGCCUUCGUCGGGACUUCCUUCUCAGGCUCGCGGGGCGGGGGCUGGUCGGCUUCCGGAGGCGGAUCAGGUCACGCGUGGGGUGUUUCUUCGUCGAGAAGAAGGGCGGCUGGAUCCGCCUGGUCGUCGACGCUCGGGACACCAACCGCACCCACUGGGCGCCCCCGCAUGCCGCCCUCGGGACCCCGGCUGCCCUCAGCGAGCAGGACUGGUCCGAUGCUGCGCUCUCGGACGCCGGGUGGGUUAGUGCUGAUGGCUCGCCCGCUCAGAUCUUCGGGUCGUCCCUCGACCUCCAGGACUCGUUCUACCAGUUCUUCUCGGAGCGCGUCGCGGAGGACUUCGGGAUGGACUUCCCUGAGCGGGCCUCCUACUACCAGGUCUCCCACAUCUGGACGCCCGACGGCCUGUCCCCUGUCGACCCCGACGAGCUCGUGUUCCCGGUCUUCCGCGGGGUGCCGAUGGGGUGGUCAUGGGCACUCUGGGCCGUGCACUCGUCCGUCACGUCCUGGGUCGCUGACACGCUGCCGGGGGGUGCCCGACGCCUGCUGCUUGACAAGCAGCCGGCCCCCGUCGCGGCACCCUUCCGCCCCACAGGGUCGGUCUACGUGGACAAUGUCUCGUUCCUGGGCCUCUCGAGCGACGAUGUCGGGCUGGCGCUGCAGGCCGCGAAGGACAAGCUCGACUCGCUCGGCAUCGCGUACCACGAGGUCGAGGGCCCGGCCACGCACUUCACCACCGUCGGCGUCGAGUACGACGGGAGGCGGAGGCGUCUGCGUCAUUCCGAUCACCGGGCCUGGCGCCUUUACUUGGCCUGUCAGGAGCUCGAGCGCCCUGGGGUCCCGCGCGCGGCCUGGCAGAUCCGAGUGUUCCUCGGGCAUUGUGUCCAGCACUGCCUGCUGCUGCGGCCGGCCCUCUCGAUCUUCCGCCUGCUCUACCGCUUCGUGGACGCGCGGGGUCAGGGGCCUCCAGUCGCACUGUCUGCUGGGGCCCGUCGGGAGAUCCAGCUCUUCAGGGGCCUCAUCUUCCAGGCCGUCGUCUUCUUGGACCGGCCGAUGUCCUCCCUGGUUUUGUGCUCCGACUCGUCCGAGGCAGGCUACGCCCUCCACCGCCGACGCGCUGACGUUCGACUCCUUCGGCAGCUGGCUGCUACCCGGGAGAGGUGGAGGUUCGUCCCCGACGAGAAGCGGCCCGACGCGGCGCUCGACGACACCUUCUCCCCGGGCUGGGUGCCGGGCGCUGGAGGGGUGCUGGGGGAGCCGCCGGGCGCUACAGGCGUGGCCGUCUGGGCCCCCCCGCCGACCCGCUCGAGGGAGGGCGCCCGGGGCGUGCUCAAGGGCCGUCUCAGGCCCACCGUGCGACCUGCUGGCGCCCCCGUGCCCGACAGCCUCGUCGAUCCCAGGGACUGGUCUCUCAUCGUGGAGGGCGCCUGGCGCCGCGGGGGGCCCAUUCACCUGCUGGAGGGCCGCGUCGCCCUGGGGGGCCUGCGGCACGCCGCCCGGCAGGUCGACUGCCAUGGCUCCCGAGUGCUCAGCCUGGGCGACAACAUGUCGGAGCUCCUCUCCAUCGAGAAGGGGCGGGCCGUGGACCUCGGCCUCGCUUGUCUGUGCCGGAGGGCCGCCGCGUACCAGAUCGCCUGCGGGAUCUCCUGGCGGCGCCGGCACCUCGACACGGACCGCAACCUCAGUGACGCGGGGUCGAGGAAGGCGCUGCAGGGCGUCUACCGCCCUGGGCAGCGGCGGGUCGGCGGCAGGUCGGAGAGGCCCGCUCCGCCCGCGGGGUGCCCGCAGUCGGCGCCGCCGACGCCGGCCCCGCCGGCGCCCUCGGCGAUCGCCCGCUGGCCAGUCGCCGAGGAGGUCUUCUCGGGGGGGGCUCGCUGGACGGGGGCUCUCGCGCAGCUCGGGCUGGCUGUCGCGGCUCCGAUCGACAUCAAGUUCGGGCAUUGGGGCGACCUGCUUCGGCCCAGCAUCGAGACCGUCUUUCGCCAGUGGAUCGUCUCUCGCAAGGUCUGGUUCGUGCACUUCGGGACUCCGUGCACUCCGUGGUGGUCCCUCGAGAACCCCCGGGGAUCCCGGCUCUUCUCUUGGGAGCCUCUCCAGAAGUUCCUGUCCGAGCAUAGCAAGGUCUCCGUGGUGUAUGACUGCUGUCAGUUUGGAGCCCCGUACCAGAAGCCCACCAGGAUUGAGUCUGACCUCCCCGAGCUCGGCAUCCUUGAAAGGCGUUGUCUUGGAGGUCAUGCCCACGAGCAUCUUCAGGGGAAGGUCAAGGUCCGUGAUCGCCAGGGUCGGCUCAAGCAGUUCUGGCGCACGACCCUGGCUGGCGCCUACCCUCCUGGUGUCUGCCACAGCGCCGCUCGGGCCUUGGCGCGCGCGGCGCCCGCGGGAGCCUGGCGACCAGAUGGGGAUCCACUGCUGCCCGGUCACUGGGAGGCUCAGCUCCGCCGUGCAGCCAAGGUGGGCGACGACCAGCCGUCCCUCGAGUGCCCCAGCUGCCCGAGGAAGUGGGUCGCGCUCUGGCCGGCCGACGCCGAGGGCUGGGGCCGCUUCGUCGGCCUCCCGCGGCCGCGGGUGCCCGCUGACUCCUCGCCGGGCUUCCUGCGGCGCUCGCAGGUGCGGCCGGCCACUCAGGCCCGCUACCUCGCCAGCGUCGUCGUGUUCGCCGCGGCCAUGGGCGUUGUCGCCGACCGCUGGGUGAGCAAAGACCUCCCCCUGGUGGACACGCUCCUCGAGGAGUACUUCGAGCAGCUCUACGUCGACGGCGGCAGCAAGAGCACGGCCCGCUACACCUUGGCCGCCUUGGCCUACCGUUUCAGCGUGUCGCUUCGUGCCCCAGGCGUCUUCCCGAAGGCGAAGGGCGCCCUCGCCGGCCGGGGCAAGCUCGAGCCGGACGUCACCUCGGAGCCGCUCUGCUGGGCGGCAGCGUGCUUGAUGGCCCUGUACCUGGCCGGCCUCAACACGGAGAUUGCCCUGCAGGCCGCCCGCGGCCUGGUGGUGCAGUUUGACACGUACCUGCGCCCUGGUGAGCUGCUCGACCUCCGCGUGCCCUGCUGCAUCCUGCCGCAGCCGAGUGCCGGCUCAGGAUACAACAAGAUGGGGCUCGUCGUCGGUGCCUCCGCGCUGGUCAUGGGUGACGACGUGCACACGCGCGUCACCAAGACUGGCCUCCAGGACGACACCGUGCUCAUCGAUGGCCAGUCUCGUGCGGGUGUGGCUGGCGCACUCAUGGCCCUCGUCAAGAGCGCCAACCAAGCCCGCCAGGGGCGCCUCAUGUUCCUCCACUCGUACGCGUCGUACAACCGCUUGCUCAAGAAGGCCGCCGUCGCCGUCGGCCUCCCGACCAAGGUCACGGCCCACCUCCCUCGGCACGGCGGUCCGUCGGAGGACUACCUGAGAGGCGCCCGUUCGCUGGCCGACAUUCAGUCUCGCGGCAGGUGGUCGAGCUUCCGUUCUGUACAGCGCUAUCAGAAGAGCGGCCGAGCUCUUGCAUCCUUCAGACGCCUCUCGGCCGCUGUGAAGGCAGAGGCUAAGCGUGCUGAGGCCUUGCAGUUGUCCUUCCUGUCGUAA